Molecule: messenger RNA, 519 nt
Organism: Ectocarpus sp. CCAP 1310/34
Lineage: Eukaryota; Phaeophyceae; Ectocarpales; Ectocarpaceae
Source: the annotation of a GenBank genome assembly
CGACGACAACGACGACGAAGCCAAGGAUCGGGAUAUGGAAGACACCCUCCCGAUAUCAAGAGAGAGCACAACGCACGUGAAUUGGCUGUCGCGCGCUCAUGCCGCCCCUGCGGAACCACAGCAGCAGCGGCAACCGCUGUGGAAGACGCCUCCGAGCCAGAGCUCCCCGCGGCACUCGACCCAGACAUUUUGACUAAGAUGGCUGAGUUUGUGGGCGACAAACAAUACCUCGUUUUUGCGCCCGUGUCCCAAGACUUGCGGAGAGCGUGGGGGAAGGCGUCCGACAAUCACGAGCUAAGCCAUGCCGCACACGUCGUUGUCGCAGCUGCGCUGGAGCCUCGACUGCGGCCUCAAGAAGGAGAACGGGGUGCAAUACCGGCGCGUGCUCACGUCGCUUGCACGCACCGAUGACGUGGGGUUGCUCGAGGUCGCACACAAAAAGCUCGGCUCCGCUUGAUGUCCAAAUUUUUCGUCGCAGCUGCGGGAUGCGGACACCUUGACCUGCUCAUUUGGGCGACG